This is a messenger RNA of Penicillium odoratum, 1968 nucleotides long. Its product is annotated as SKN1/KRE6 family beta-glucan synthesis-associated protein. Gene Ontology annotation, molecular function: glucosidase activity. Bases 1 to 1968 code for a protein of 655 amino acids. Gene Ontology annotation, cellular component: endoplasmic reticulum membrane; plasma membrane. NCBI's taxonomy places the organism in Eukaryota, Fungi, Ascomycota, Eurotiomycetes, Eurotiales, Aspergillaceae. Gene Ontology annotation, biological process: fungal-type cell wall organization; (1->6)-beta-D-glucan biosynthetic process. The record is from RefSeq and is a predicted model, not a curated record. The transcript is spliced from 6 exons.
AUGACAGACCAGGAUUCCGAAUCGCUGCCAGCUGAGAUGCCUCACAUUAGACUGAAUUCGGGCCGUCAUGACCCAUUCGUUGAGUCUGAUGAAGGUUACGCACCCCUUACAGGUCGAACUCUGCCUCGGCCAUUGACACCUGCGGGUGCUGAUCUACCUGCACCGGCUAUGGGCGCGCAGGGUAUCUCCCCAUACGGUGUCUCGCAUGCACCAGAGUCUUCGGAGUUUCUGCUUCCACCACGGUUACGUCCUACAACACGCGAUGACUCGGAGCGGUCUGGUUCACCGGAUCGAUGGUCAGCGGCUGGAUCGAGUGUUAGCUCGAUGAGUCGGGAUAGUCGUUUUAUGAUGGAUCCUUUUGACGACCACUCAGGGGAUCAUUCGACGCGUUCUGCGAGUGAUGAAUACGACAUGAAUACUCAGACUGUGUCGGAGAAGUUCAAUAUCACGCCCUCGGAUGGCUUGUUGCUGUUUCCUGAGGAUGUUGAGAAAGACGACUACUUGCAUAACCCGGACCCAUUGGAUAAAGACCGGGACUGCGAUCUGUGGAAUCGUCGGGGAAUUUUGAACGUAGGUGGUUUGGUGCUUGUGACAGUGGGGAUUUUAGUGCUUUUUAUUGGAUAUCCAGUAAUAACAUGGGUAGAAGGUGCCAUCAAACCCAAGGAUCUGUGUCGUCCUGGUGACAUGCUUUGUCUCGAUGUUGGGGAAAGACCUCUUUUGAACAAUAUUCGACACGGAUUGAUUGAUCCUGAUACACCGGAAGAUGCAUACACCAAGAUCAGUGCAGACGGGAAAAAAAUGAAAUUAGUGUUUUCGGAUGAGUUUAAUCUGCCUGGAAGAACAUUCUACGAUGAAGAUGAUCCGUUCUUUCAAGCGGUAGAUCUGUGGUAUGGUGUGACUAUGGACAAAGAGUGGUACGAUCCGGACGCAGUAACCACGAACGAAGGUGUCUUGGAAAUCCGAUUCGAUGACUUUAAAAACCACGACCUUGCAUAUCGAUCUGGCAUGCUUCAAAGUUGGAACAAACUUUGCUUCAAGGGCGGCCGGCUGGAGGCAAGUCUGUCUCUUCCUGGUGACGGCCACAUCCAGGGAUUCUGGCCUGGUUUCUGGGCUAUGGGUAAUCUGGGCCGUCCAGGUUACGCGGCAAGUACAGACGGUCUAUGGCCAUACAGCUACCAUGAUGGCUGUGAUGCGGGUAUUACACCAAACCAGAGCUCUCCCGAUGGAAUCAGCUUCUUGCCUGGCAUGCGUCUACCUGGAUGUGCCUGUGCUGGAUCCGAUCAUCCUUCUCCCGGUCAUGCUCGCAGUGCCCCCGAAAUCGAUGUGAUUGAAGGUAGCACUCAGCCCCUUUAUAACUCUGAGGGUGGCCCAUAUGUUGGAAGUGCGUCCCAGAGUUUGCAAAUCGCACCCUUCGACAUCUGGUACAUGCCAGACUAUGACUUCGCCGCCGUCUACGACAACCGUGUCACGCAAAUCAAUGCCUACCGCGGAGGACCCUACCAACAAGCACUAUCGGGCCUCUCAAACCUGAAUCACCGCUGGUACAACGGCACAGAGUACCAAAUUUAUGCCUUUGAAUACACCCCAGGCGAUAAAGGCGAGGUUACUUGGUUCAUUGGAUCUGAAAAGUCAUGGACGAUCGACGCCCGUGCUAUCGGUCCCAAUGGUAACAUCGGGCAGCGCCCAAUUCCCCUCGAGCCCAUGUCUAUUAUCCUGAAUCUGGGUAUGGCCGACAACUUUGCUCCGCAGAACCAUACUAUCCGCCAGUACAUGCCUGCCUAUCUUCGUGUUGAUUAUAUACGCAUCUAUCAGGAUCCUGAUGAUUUGUCUGUCACCUGUGAUCCACCUGGUUAUGAGACGACACAGUACAUUAAGGAUCACCCGCGGGCUUACGAUAAUCAUAACUUCACUAAUUGGGUGGAUGCUGGGUACAAAUGGCCUAAGAACAGCUAUAUGGAUACUUGUUGA